This is a messenger RNA of Protopolystoma xenopodis, 1278 nucleotides long. The record is from the annotation of a GenBank genome assembly. Lineage: Eukaryota; Metazoa; Platyhelminthes; Monogenea; Polystomatidea; Polystomatidae.
AUGAGCUGCCAUCCUUGCCAUCCCAGUUGUGCCAGCUGCACUUCCAGUAAUGCCUCCAGCUGUUUAACUUGUUCAUCCCCUGCCAAUUGUCUUUGGCUGGAAGAUAUUGAAGGGAAUGCUGAUUCGAAUAGCGAAAUUGACAGCGAUAGCGACGUAGAAGCUGAAAGUGAGUCUGGAGGGUUAUGUGGAGUUCAUGGAUGCUUAACCCAAUCGGCAUCUGAGACCGGUAACCUUGAGCUCUCUAUUCAUGGCUCAUGCAUCCCCUGCUGUCCAUCCUAUCGUAUUUUCGAUACGCAUCAGCCCGUCGACUGCAUGUUUUGCCUCUCUGGGCAGACCACUUGCCUCACCUGGAAGGAUGUAGACGGUGGGGAGCUGAGCUCACCAACAUCCGUAAACGACGACAAAGGGCCUCACGACUUACCCCUUGGCGGCCCCGGUACCGGCAUCAGAUCCGGUCGGCUUCAUCGGCUCAUUGAUUGGCUUUCAGCACGACCUUCUCGCCUUGCUCUGCUCAUCGUUUCCGGUAUCUUUGCUCUUUUGGCCUUCCUUUUCAUCUCCCUUCAUCUCUACCUGGCUAAUCGUUUGCGCAAUUGCCUUCCGCGAUCUGGCCAUAGGAGUGGGGUCAAUGCCGUUAGCAACAGUGGCCAAAGUGGUGGACAAGAAUCAAUCGAGCUUCAGCACAGCCCUGUUCGGCGCUUGCGGAGCCACUGCCUAAGCCAAUACAGCCUGGACCUUGAUAAACGGCGAUCACGUGUUGGGAAAGCUAUCCCUGUUACAAGCGAGCUCGCUCCAACAUCUCUUGCUCAGGCAUUUUCCGGUGACUCUGAGGCUGCCGCUAGUAGUACAAGUAUCAAUCUUUCAAAGAGUCACAAGGCAUGGCGUCAUAUUUCCCCUCGAUGCAUCAAUCUUUUUCAUUCUUCCUCACUUUCUUGCGAUCAGAAACUUGUACCCAAUGCUGCAACAGUUGAGGCUGCUGCGAUUGCUACUUCAGGUUACGUAGUCUCUGGGCCUCGUGAAUCUGUAUUAUCGCAGCCGACCAGUGAUAGUGAAGAGAAUGAAUCGAUGUCAGGCGGUCGUGACGCUAUUAACAAUUGGGGGGGCAGCGGUGGUAAUAUAGGUUCACUUGCAGCGACUAGACACUGGAAGGUCCUUCCUGACAGCCGGCAUCCACAAGUUGUAUACAUGCCGGCUGAUCAGAAGACCUUUUCAGAGGAGGACGAAGAAGACGAAGAAGAAGAUAUCGCUAUUCGGAGGCCCCUAAAUACGUCCGGAACUUGA